UUAUGUAUUAAUUUUUGCGCACUUCCGUGAAAUUCACUAAUGGCAUGUAAAUAAUACCUGGUGGUAUUUUAGGUGGCACGGUAGAAACGCGACAACGAACUUGGAACUAAACCCUAAAGCGCUUCCAUCCGGCCUCGACGACUACCCUCGUGCUUCGCACCCAACCGACGACGAGUACCAUCUAGAUCUGUACUGUUGGAUGGCGGUAUCCUCGCGGACGAUGGCUAAGUUGUCACGUAUGUUCAACGACAGUGAAGCUCUCGCGAAGUUCGAUGCCAUGUCCAAAACCCUGAACGAUCCCAGGCACCUCGAUUCGCUGCAUUGGAGCGACAGGACGAGUCGCUACGCCGACUACGGUUUGCAUACGAGGAACGUGAAGCUGGAGACUAAGACGUUUGUGCAGAAUGUCGAUGACACACCGUCUAAGCAUAUGUCCAGAACCGAGACAAAGCGAGUGGUCCUGCGUGAGCCGCAGCUGCGUCUGGUCACUGACGCUUUCGGCUAUCUGUCAUUGUUUCCGUUGUUCUUCCGAAUGAUUCCGCACGAUUCGCCGAAACUCGAAAAGGUUAUCAAACAAAUGUUGGAUCCGGACCUGUUGUGGACACCGUUUGGUCUACGUUCGUUGGCAAAGACAUCGCCAUGGUACAACAAGUACAACACGGAGCAUGACCCACCUUACUGGAGGGGCAACAUAUGGGUCAAUAUGAACUUCCUGGCUGUCAGCAGUCUUCACUACUACAGCCAACAGGAAGGACCGUAUCGCGACUUAGCAUUCGACGCGUACGCGAAACUGCGCAGCGCCGUGGUCAGCAACGUAGUCAAAGAGUACCAUCGCACUGGCUACUUGUGGGAGAACUACAACGACGAAACUGGCCACGGUCAGCGAAGCCACCCGUUCACCGGAUGGACGUCGUUGGUACUAUUGAUGAUGUCAGAGACGUACGAGUAA
Molecule: messenger RNA, 949 nt
Organism: Soboliphyme baturini
Lineage: Eukaryota; Metazoa; Nematoda; Enoplea; Dioctophymatida; Soboliphymatidae
Source: the annotation of a GenBank genome assembly